This is a messenger RNA of Myotis lucifugus (little brown bat), 3120 nucleotides long. It is a transcript of the gene CHRNB2, whose product is annotated as cholinergic receptor nicotinic beta 2 subunit. Gene Ontology annotation, molecular function: transmembrane signaling receptor activity; acetylcholine-gated monoatomic cation-selective channel activity. Lineage: Eukaryota; Metazoa; Chordata; Mammalia; Chiroptera; Vespertilionidae. Gene Ontology annotation, cellular component: postsynaptic membrane; neuron projection; synapse. The transcript has 8 exons. The record is from RefSeq and is a predicted model, not a curated record. Gene Ontology annotation, biological process: monoatomic ion transmembrane transport; signal transduction; chemical synaptic transmission. The coding region runs from base 1162 to 2664 and encodes 500 amino acids.
GGGCUCCCCGCGCGGGACUCUGUUUCCUGCUCUGGGUCCCUUUCCCUGCGUCUCCACGUCGCGGCCGGCGUGCUGGGCGCUCGGUGGGCAGAGACGGAAGAGGGGGACCUACGGGGGCCGCCGUGCCGCCGCCAUCCUGCGCCCCCACGCCGGUCCUCGGCGCAGGGUCCGCAGCCCCGGCCCUCGUGAGGCCACGUGGGCAUGCCCGGUCGCCACGCCGAAUAAGGGGCGCGUAGCUGGGGAAGGAGAUAGGGACCCGGUAGCAAGAGUCUGGGAUUCUCGCCCGGCCCAGCCGCUGGUUCGUUCCGUUGUGUGACUUGGGUCGACUGCCUUCCUCCAGUCGCCUCAUCUGUACAGUGACCGGUGAGGGCAAUGCCCGCUCUGCCUACUCCCGAAGAUUCGAUGCCAGGGGACCGCCAAGUGUGGGAUAGAUCGCUGGUCCAUUAAGUCCUCUAUUCCUGUGUCUCACAUCGGGCAAGUGGAGAAGAAAAUCUGGUGCUUCUUCCUUCGGCACCAAUGGGAGAUUUAAGCCAGGGCAUUUUCUCUGCUGCAUCCUCAGCCUCGCCGCCGGGAGGCAGGAAUCUCUGGGUUUGAUAAGAGAAAAAAGGAGAGCGGGGACCCAGAACCUCCUCCCGACUUCCGCCCCCUCAUUCUGGCCUCCAGAUCCUCUGCACUAAGCGGGUCCUGACCUAUUUGCCAGACUCGCUGUUCCUCCCUCCUCUCCUCAAACCACCUCCGCGUCCUGCCCCAGCUUCUGGGUUUCACAACUCCUGCACCGUCGGCGAGCCGCCCUUUUGCUUGACACACCCCCUAACUAACCAGGACCAGCAAAAGAAGAUCCCAUCCCGAGACCCCCUUUUUUUUACUGGGUUCCUGGCGCUUCCGCCUCCGGGGCGAAGACUCCUCCCCCUCCCCGUCCCAAUUGUAUUCCCUGGAAGAGCAGCCGGAAAAGCCGCCGCCGCCAGAAGCGGGUCCCUCCUCGCAGCCCCGUGCACGCCCCACAAUUGCCGCGGCAUCCUGGGCCCCGCUCCCAGCCGGGCGGGCGGCGCGGGCUCCGGCGAGACUUCAGCACCACGGACAGCACCCGGCCCGGCCCUCAGGCCCGCCCGCCCUCGGCGCGCUCCCGCGGGUCUAGGUGCGGCGGCGAGCGAUGCCCACAGCAUGGCCUGGUGCUCCGAGCCCAUGGCGCUGCUCCUCGGUUUCGGCCUCCUCUGGCUGUGCUCAGGAGUCUGGGGUACGGACACAGAGGAGCGGCUGGUGGAGCAUCUCCUGGAUCCUUCCCGCUACAACAAGCUUAUCCGCCCAGCUACCAAUGGCUCUGAGCUGGUGACCGUACAGCUCAUGGUAUCACUGGCCCAGCUCAUCAGUGUGCAUGAGCGGGAGCAGAUCAUGACCACCAAUGUCUGGCUGACCCAGGAAUGGGAGGAUUAUCGCCUUACUUGGAAGCCUGAGGAGUUCGACAACAUGAAGAAAGUUCGGCUCCCUUCCAAACACAUUUGGCUCCCAGAUGUGGUCCUAUACAACAAUGCGGACGGCAUGUAUGAGGUGUCCUUCUACUCCAAUGCCGUGGUCUCCUACGACGGCAGCAUCUUCUGGCUGCCGCCCGCCAUCUACAAGAGCGCCUGCAAGAUCGAGGUGAAGCACUUCCCGUUCGACCAGCAGAACUGCACCAUGAAGUUCCGCUCCUGGACCUACGACCGCACGGAGAUCGACCUGGUGCUCAAGAGCGACGUGGCCAGCCUGGACGACUUCACCCCCAGCGGCGAGUGGGACAUCGUGGCGCUGCCAGGCCGGCGCAACGAGCACCCCGACGACUCGACUUACGUGGACAUCACCUACGACUUCAUCAUCCGCCGCAAGCCGCUCUUCUACACCAUCAACCUCAUCAUCCCCUGCGUGCUCAUCACCUCGCUGGCCAUCCUGGUCUUCUACCUGCCGUCCGACUGCGGCGAGAAGAUGACGCUGUGCAUCUCCGUGCUGCUGGCGCUCACCGUCUUCCUGCUGCUCAUCUCCAAGAUCGUGCCGCCCACCUCCCUGGACGUGCCCCUGGUCGGCAAGUACCUCAUGUUCACCAUGGUGCUCGUCACCUUCUCCAUCGUCACCAGCGUGUGCGUGCUCAACGUGCACCACCGCUCGCCCACCACGCACACCAUGGCGCCCUGGGUCAAGGCCCUGUUCCUGGAGAAGCUGCCCCCGCUGCUGUUCAUGCAGCAGCCGCGCCACCACUGCGCCCGCCAGCGCCUGCGCCAGCGGCGGCGCCAGCGGGAGCGAGAGGGCGCCGGAGCCCGCUUUUUCCGCGAAGCCCCGGGGGCCGACUCCUGCACGUGCUUCGUCAACCACGCGUCCGUCCAGGGCGUGGCGGGGGCCUUCGGGGCGGAGCCCGCGCCGGUCCCUGGGCGCGCGCGGGGCCCCUGCGGCUGUGGCCUCCGGGAGGCGGUGGACGGCGUGCGCUUCAUCGCGGACCACAUGCGCAGCGAGGACGAGGAUCAGAGCGUGAGCGAGGACUGGAAGUAUGUCGCCAUGGUGAUCGACCGGCUGUUCCUUUGGAUCUUUGUCUUCGUCUGUGUCUUUGGCACCAUCGGGAUGUUCCUCCAGCCUCUCUUCCAGAACUACACCACCGCCACCUUCCUCCACGCAGACCACUCGGCUCCCAGCUCCAAGUGAGCCUCCCUCACCCGCUCCACGGCCCUUCACCCCUCUGCCCUCUGUUGUACAAUCGUUUUGGGUGGAAGAGGAUGAGCUACCAGGAAGAGGGGCGCUGCCCACAAAGAUCCAUCCUUCCGCGUCACCUGGAGCCCCUCCCCCCACCCACAGCCAGCUCCACCUGGCAGCUGGGCCAGCCGCUCUCCUCCUCCUGCACCCGUAGUGUUGCUGGUUGAGGAUGAGGCCGAGAAAAGGAGGGUGGAGAGAUCAGCGACUUCCAGCCUGAGGAAAGUGUGAAGGGGAAGGGGCCGAGAAGGGGCCAGAAUCUUCCACUGCCUUCCAGUCACGGGAAAGGGUGAGAGGGACAGGGGCUCCAGCUCUGUGCUGGGCCGGCCCAACACAAUGGCAGCUCAGAAGGGAGGAGCGAGAGGAAAGAGGCCUGGGUGUGACCGGAUGCUUGCCUCAGCCCCAGGGACU